Messenger RNA from Didymodactylos carnosus, 911 nucleotides. NCBI's taxonomy places the organism in Eukaryota, Metazoa, Rotifera, Eurotatoria, Philodinida, Philodinidae. The record is from the annotation of a GenBank genome assembly.
UCUCAAAAACUAAGAGUUGUCCAGGAAAAGGGGUAGCAUAUCUAGGAUCCUCGUUAAAUUCCCCAUCGAUUGAUGCAUUCCGUUUUCUUGUAAACCAGCCCCAGGAAAAGUGACCUGUUUUGCUAUGUUUAUGAAAAAGGGUUACGACUAAAUCAAAAGAAGCAGCUGGUCUUAUUUCGAUAAGUCCAAAUGAUCAAACGCGGAUUCUUGAACAAAGAUAAGUUGCAGUUGUAUUUUUGGAAGUUUAUAUAUAUGCGUAACUCACCCUGGUUAAAAAGCACUACUUCAAAAUGACUACUACUGUUCAAAUGCCAACUAGUUUUCGUGAAUUCUAUUCUAUUAUUAAUGAUAACAAGAAGCUUCCUAUGUUUGUGCGUGAACAAAAACUUGUAUUAGAAAGUGAAGAUCAUCAAUGUCCGAAAGGUGGAUCGGAAAUGAGAGACGGUAAACCUCAAAAGACUUUAAAGGAUGAAAAAAUGAACGUGGCUGAACAGAUGGGUGGUAUUGGUGAAGUGGUGCAGACUGAUGAAUCACUGUUUCGGGGUAAACAAAAUGGAUAUGAAGUUCGGUUUUUCCAUGUACAACGUCGUGAUCGUGCAACAUUAGUUCCGAUUAUACUCAAGCAUGUUGCACCUGGAACAACCGUAUGGUCCGAUGAAUGGGGUGCAUAUAAAAACUUAAAAACGCAGUAUGGGUAUGAUAAUCAAACAGUCAACCACAGUCAAAAUUUUGUUGACCCGCACACUGGCUGUCAUACACAAUUAAUCGAAUGCUUGUCGAAAACAAAAAUUUUGAGAGCCAUGCGCGGUUUAACAUUACUCGAUAGUCAUUUAAACGAAUUAUGGUAUCGCUCAGUGCACAAAGACAUGUUUUCAUUGAUAUUAGCAGACAUUCGUCGUUUUCGUAUGUAA